CUUCAUCCCAAACAGCGAACACACCGCAACUUCAGCUCAGACAGCGCCACCUGCUGGACAGACCGAUCAAAGAUGCAGAGGAGCUUCGCUGUUUUCUGCGUGUCGCUCAUCUUUUGCGCCACCCUGUCAGAAACCAUCGGCCUGGUUAUUGCGGCGAAGGAGAAGCGCGGCUGGACUCUGAACAGCGCCGGCUACCUGUUAGGUCCCCGUCGUAUUGAUCACCUAAUUCAGAUAAAGGAUUCCCCCAGUGCCAGAGGCAGAGACGAGCUGGUCAAUCAAUACGGCAUAGAUGGACACAGGACACUAGGAGACAAGGCGGGUCUGGCUGGGAAGAGAGACAUGGCCCAGGAGGACGACGUCCGGACAGGUCCUCUGCGAAUAGGAGAUGAAGACAUCAUCCACACCGUCAUCGAUUUCCUGUCCUACCUCAAACUUAAAGAGAUGGGAGCCUUGGACAGCCUGCCAUCUCCUCUCACAUCAGAUGAACUGGCCAAUCCCUGACUUCUCUCCUCCCACAUAGGCCCAAAUGUUUGGCCUCCCACCGUCCUAAAUGUCUCAUUAUCUUAACUCCACAGGAAAACAUAUAUUCUCCAACUAUAAAUCUUGGAUAUUUUUGUU
Cyprinodon variegatus (sheepshead minnow) is the source of this 618-nucleotide messenger RNA. It is a transcript of the gene gal, whose product is annotated as galanin/GMAP prepropeptide. The transcript has 7 exons. The record is from RefSeq and is a predicted model, not a curated record. Gene Ontology annotation, cellular component: extracellular region. Gene Ontology annotation, molecular function: hormone activity. Bases 73 to 501 code for a protein of 142 amino acids. Lineage: Eukaryota; Metazoa; Chordata; Actinopteri; Cyprinodontiformes; Cyprinodontidae.